Plasmodium yoelii is the source of this 915-nucleotide messenger RNA. Its product is annotated as PIR protein. The record is from RefSeq and is a predicted model, not a curated record. The transcript has 3 exons. NCBI's taxonomy places the organism in Eukaryota, Apicomplexa, Aconoidasida, Haemosporida, Plasmodiidae. The coding region runs from base 1 to 915 and encodes 304 amino acids.
AUGAAUGAGAAAGUGUGUAGAAAUUUCUUUGCUAUAAGGAACUCGAUUUCCGAUCAAUUGAACAAAGAUGGAAACUAUCAACUUAUUAUUGAAAAUAAUUUAAAUGGGUAUUGUAGUGGUAAUAAGUGUGAACAUGAGCUCGAAAAAGUUAAUGCUGGAUGUUUAUAUUUGUUUGAUGCAUUUUUUAAGAAUUCUUCUGUGUUCAAUUAUCAUAAUAACAUCAAUGUUGUUUAUUACAUUAUGAUAUGGUUAAGUCAUAUGUUAAACCUAAAGGAAAAUAAUGAAAGCCACAUCAGUGCUCUAAACCAUUUUUAUAAUACAUAUAUAAAUAAUGAUAAAUACAAAAAUACUAUAAAUGAUGUUACGGGGUAUAAUAGUUAUAAGGAUUUAAUAGAUAAAAAAAAAUUGAUGAAUAUGGAUAUCAAAAUUAUAUCUAAAUUUUAUGAUGCAUUUAAUACAUUAUGUAUGUUGUAUAUUGAAUUUGAUGAUAAAAGUCCAGAUUGCAACAAAUAUUUGAAAUAUGCUGAUGAAUUUGAUAAAAAAUAUAAAAAACUUAAUAAAGAUUCUAGUAUUACUGGAAACGAUUCAUAUAAUCAACUAUUGUGUACUUUAUCAACUGAUUAUGAUAAUUUUAAAAAGAAAUAUAGUAAUGUUCAAAGUUGCAAAUCUUCACCCCUUCCAACGAUAGAAAAAUGUGUCCAAAGUUCUGAAGUAACUUCUGCACAAACAUUUGAGGUUGCAUCAUCAAGUUCGACGAUAGGAAACAAAUUAUUUAUAGUUUUAUCGAUAUUUGGUGCAAUAGCAUUUCUUUUAGGAAUUUCUUAUAAGUAUUCAUUAUUUGGAUUUCGGAAACGAUUUCAAAAACAAAAAUUAAGAGAAAAAAUAAAAAAUAUAAAGAAGAGAAUAAAUCAUUAA